Molecule: messenger RNA, 1068 nt
Organism: Linum trigynum
Lineage: Eukaryota; Viridiplantae; Streptophyta; Magnoliopsida; Malpighiales; Linaceae
Source: the annotation of a GenBank genome assembly
AUGCCAAAAUCAAGGGGAUCGUCAGAAAUGCCUCAAAGGCAAUCGCCACGAGGCUCGCACACGCUAAGAACAUCAUCCACCUCCGACUCCGCGGGCGCCACCACAGACCGUAGCCCCAAAGUCUCCGACCACCGUCGCUCCCCUCGCGGCGGGCCACAUUCUGAUCCACCAGUGCAGCAGAAGAAGCUCGGCACGCGAAUUGCCGAUCUCGAGUCACAACUGGGACAAGCUCAGCAAGAGCUCAAGAGUCUGAAAGAACAACUGGCGUCGGCGGAAGCUGCCAAGAAUGAAGCACAGAAGGAGCUCGAGAGCAAGUCCAGUAAGAAACCAACCCAGCCCAAUCCACAACCGGAUGAGGUAGCAGGAGAAGAAGAAGAAGAAGCAGUUCUUGCGCCGGAGGAUAAUGAUCGGGAGGAAACCGACGUGUUUGAAGUUCCUGCAGUGGAAAUCAAGAAGGACGCACCAAAUCCUCCUUCCCCUGAAGUAGAGAUGGCUCUGAAGAAGCAUGAGGAGGAGAUGAAGGAGCUUCGAGCGAAGCAGGAGGAGAUGGAGAAGGAGCUGCUGGUUUCGAAUCAGGAGAAGGAAGAGCUGAGAAAGCAGCUCAAUGAAGCGGCUGCAAGGAUUGAAUGUAGCAAGGCGAAGGAAGAGGAAACGCGAUCAAGGUUGAGUCAAUUGGAGGAAGAGGUCGAGGCGAGCAGAGGGAAUGCAGCGGAGUUGGAGUGCCAGCUGGAGGCGGUGAAGGAAGGAAAGGAAAUGUUGGAAUGUGAGAUGAAGAGGAUGAGAGUUCAGACGGAGCAGUGGAGGAAAGCAGCAGAUGCUGCAGCAGCAGUGCUAGCUGGUGGAAAUGGGAGGUUUGUAUCUGAUCAGAGGUGUGCUUCCAUGGAGAAGCCGUUCGGUGGUGGGAGCAUGUUCGAGACCCCGGCUGGCGGGUAUGGUGCCGGCUACGCUGGUUCCCCUGGGUUUGGUGAUGAUAUGGAUGAAGGGUAUGGAAGUGGCGGGAAGCAGAGGAAGGGAUCUUCAGGGAUCAAGAUGUUUGGUGACCUGUGGAAAAGGAAGACCCAGAAGUGA